Phytophthora sojae is the source of this 642-nucleotide messenger RNA. RefSeq lists its product as hypothetical. The transcript has 2 exons. Bases 1 to 642 code for a protein of 213 amino acids. The record is from RefSeq and is a predicted model, not a curated record. NCBI's taxonomy places the organism in Eukaryota, Oomycota, Peronosporomycetes, Peronosporales, Peronosporaceae.
AUGCCUUUGGGCACGUCGAGUACAAAUUGUUUGCGUUUUUACGGAAAUACAGCUAAUCGUGAAACGAUGAACAUUUAUCGAGUAUCUGAUACAAAUGGAUUGGUCAUUGCAUCGAGAACAACAUCAACAUCAAACAACAAAACGUAUCCGGUGUUGAAUUUAAUAUCAACUGAUAAUCCUAGCUCAUUCGUAGGCGGUGUUUCAGCUACAAGUGCGGAUUUAUUCAAUAUCAAUUGGAAUGACAAGCCAUCCGUGGGUUUCACAUCUCAGACGCAUCGAUUUUGUUUCAAUGUUGGAAAUUCACAGCCUUACAAAAGUGGUUUCCCUCAUACAUACACCCUUGCUACCUCAGCGGAUGCUUUUUGUAUAAAUCCUUCCGGAUCGUCGCCUACACCAACAAGUGGUUGUCUUUACCUUGUUUCUGAUACUGUUAAUAAAAUGAUAUUUAACACCAAUACGCCAUACACUAGUUCAUUUGGGACUGCUCCUCUCACACUAAACUCUGGUAAUGUCUAUAUUAAAGCAUCUAAUGCACUCAAUGAUGGAACUGCUAACUACGAUAUGCCGAUCUUCAUGGAAUCAUCAAAUGCAACGCCCAUUGCGCAUACUUUGGAACUACUACUGGCAACGAUUUGGUUAUGA